GGGGUCAAAAGAAAUAGAAUAUAAAAUUGAGAUGUUCUAACAACUUAGCUUGGUAGCAUCUACGUGACAGCGCUGUCCAGUUCCAGCAAACAUGUCUCCAUCUAAAGCUCCCACUCUCUCCAACCCAGGAAAAACCGUCCUCAAGCCAGCCCGCCUUGCACACUUCGUGUUGAAGACACAACCAUCUACCUACCGUCGGCUGGUGGACUACUACAAGACCUUUCUGAGCGCGGAGGCAAACUACGAAGACGACCACAAUGCCUUCAUAACUUACGACGACGAACACCACCGCAUCGGCAUAUGUGCCUUCGAAUGGUGUGUCCCACAAGUACGCCAAUCCACGGGCCUCGUGCAUACCGCCUUCGCCUUUGAGACUCUUUUCGACCUCGCGCUGGCGUACAGACAGAGGAAGGCCAACGGUAUCGAGCCGUACUGGUGUGUCAAUCAUGGCCCCACCACCAGCAUCUACUACAAGGACCCGGAUGGCAAUGACAUCGAAACGUUCGUUGAUAACUUUGCGACGGUUGAGGAAACGAAGAUUGCUAUGGACACGCCCGUGUUUGCGGCAAAUCCGGCGGGCUUGGAGUUCGAUCCGGAAGUAUUCGUGCAGCGGCUUGAGGCGGGAGAGAGCGACGCGUCGAUCAAGAAUCUGGAGAAUAUGCCAUCAUAUACAAGCAAAGGGGGGCGGCCGUAUGUGCUAUGAAUGGCUUACUA
Mytilinidion resinicola is the source of this 714-nucleotide messenger RNA. RefSeq lists its product as uncharacterized. The transcript has a single exon. NCBI's taxonomy places the organism in Eukaryota, Fungi, Ascomycota, Dothideomycetes, Mytilinidiales, Mytilinidiaceae. Bases 92 to 703 code for a protein of 203 amino acids. The record is from RefSeq and is a predicted model, not a curated record.